Darwinula stevensoni is the source of this 1949-nucleotide messenger RNA. The record is from the annotation of a GenBank genome assembly. NCBI's taxonomy places the organism in Eukaryota, Metazoa, Arthropoda, Ostracoda, Podocopida, Darwinulidae.
AUGGCUGGCAAUUUAACAACUCAGAGCGUGGAACACCGAGGUGCAGGCCACCUCGUGGUGUUCCCUGUCCAACGCUGGGUGAAGGCGAAGCAGCGUUACAAAGUGUGGGAGUUCGACUGCUUCCUCCCUCAGUGCGACCCUGAUCCCCAGGGGAGACGGAACGAGUUGGAGGAGAAGCGAGCGUCGUAUCGAUACAAGGCCAAAUUCCCCGGCGGUCCCGUCCAGGUAGCAAAGCUGCCGGAUGACGAGAAGUUCUCGGAUGAUUACUACAUUGAUUUCGCGAAGAAUAAAGCGAAACUCCUCCUUCAGCGGACCUGGAUCAAAUGGAAUCACAACGAGCGAUGGUCUUCCAUCGACGAACUCCUUUCCCUCUACAAGAUGAGCUUCCAUCAACCCAUCGUAAGGAAGAUCAAUCAUUCCUACAUCUUGUCGAUUCGAAACAAAAUGGAAACUACGAUGAGUGCGACGAGAUGGAAGGAAGACUCGUGGUUUGGCCUGGAGAGGGUCCAGGGAGUGAAUCCCUUCCUCAUUCGUCUCUGCACUGCCAUCCCUGAUAAAUUCGGGAUUCGAGAGGAGGAGCUGUUACCUCAUCUGGGAGGAAUGAGCCUUGCCGAGGCCUUGGAAGCCAAAAGGCUCUUCAUCAUUGACCUCGAAGCCCUCAAAAACGUCUCCGUGAAACCCAACACUGUCCUGUGUUCCCCGCUGGCGCUGUUCUUCCGCAACCGUCGACACGAGCUGAUGCCGGUGGCCAUCCAGUUGUUCCAGGAGAAAGCCCCCGACAAUCCCGUUUUCACGCCCUCGGACCCGCCGUACACGUGGCUCCUGGCCAAGAUGUACUACAGCAAUGCAGACGCCACCUACCACCAGUCCUUCUCCCAUCUCGGGUACACGCAUUUGUUGAUGGAGGGGUGUGUGGUGUGCACCCACCGGAACCUGUCCGUGUCCCACCCGGUGUUUAAACUUCUCGCCCCCCACUUCCUCUUCCUUCUCGCCAUCAAUGCACGAGGCCUGGAGAAGCUGAUCUGCAAAGGAGGCUGGGUUGACAAGACGAUGACGGUCGGCGUGGAGGGCAUGUUUGAACUCAUCGCCCGGGGGGUGGAGAGGUGGAGGAUGAAUGUGGAGGGGAACGUGAGGAAUGAGCUGGAAGCACGGGGCGUCCUUGACCCUGAAGUCCUCCCAUAUUAUCCCUAUAGGGACGACGCAGUCGAGAUUUACGACGCCAUCCACCUAUACGUCCGUGAAGUCGUGCCGUACAUCUAUGAUUCGGACGAGCAGGUGAGAGAAGACUGGGAGUUGCAGCAGUGGAGACUGGAGCUGUCGAGAGGAAAAGAGGCUGGAGGGGUGGGUCUCCACGGAGUCCCCGGCUCAGACACCCAAGGAUUCAACGACAGGGAAGAGUUGAUCCAGACCCUAACCGUAAUCAUCUCCGGCUGUAGCCUCGGUCACGCAUCCACCAAUUUCCAGCAGUACGACGCCUACGGCUUCCCUCCCAACUACCCCGGCAUGCUCAUCGGACACCCUCCCAAGGACAAGGAGCCUCGAACGGAGGAGGACAUUCUUCAGGUGAUUCCGAGCAAAAACAUCACUUGUAACACCAUGGUCAUCACGAAACUGCUGAGCAUGAAGGGAACGAAAUCCCUGGGAGACUUUGAGGUCCAGUAUCUCUACCACCCUGCCAUCCUCGACGCUGUACAAAAAUUUAGAAGAAAUCUGGAGGAAUUGAGCAAAAGGAUCCAGGAAAGGAAUGCGACGCGUGUUCUGCCCUAUCCGUAUCUGGACCCUAUUAUCAUUCCCAACUCCAUCAGCAUUUAAUUACUAGAUUCGGUGAAACUUUUGUCAUUUUAUGACAAAACCACACGUUAUUUUCUUUACCAUGAUGAUGUGGAAUGAUUUUUUUCUUCUGAACGCGUUUUGUCGUACCGUUUUUAAAAAAAAAAUGCAAUUUUGAG